AUGCCCCUUACGCUUUUCCUUGUUCGUCAUGGCGAACGCAUGGACCACGUAGAGUCAAGUUUUUUAUACACCACACCGACGCCCUAUGAUCCGCCGUUGACGCCCAGAGGCAAACGGCAAGCGGAAAAAACUGGUGCUUACAUUUAUGAUAUACGGCUCGAGACCAUAGACAAAGAUAGAGAUCACCAGAGGAACGCGGAGUACGUGAUCUACGUUAGCCCUUUCUUGAGGACCGUAGAAACUGCAGUUGGAAUCGCCGAGGGAAUAUCCACCUCUCAGUCAAAUCUUCCAGCUAGUGCGAUCAAGCUACGAAUCGAGUCGGCACUAGCCGAAUGGCAUACGGCCGCAUAUUACGCACAGGCAGUUCCAAAUAGCAUCAUUACUACUCGCGUUGAAGAGUUGCAUCGUCUAACCGCGUCGGGACAACCAUUCUUCGAAGUCGAUUGGACAUACAAACCUGUUUUUGAUCAACUACCAGAUUACCCCGAAGGAAUUUAUGAGGUGUCGAAGCGCUGCGCCGAUGCUUUGCAAGGAAUAGCCGCGCCAUACAUUGAAAGCCUUCAACAGGACAGCUCAAAGGAUAUCGUCCUAAUAAUAGUGACACACGGUUGGUGUUUCAAUGUUAUUCAAGAAGCCUGUUCUAAGGAGAGCACAUGGACGGAAGCUGGAUUUUGUGCAAUAUCUCGAGCUAGAUGGAUACCAAAAGGAACCCAAGAGGAACAGAGGGUUCCAAGUAUAAAAAUUGAUCUUCCUGACGAAGAUAUUAAAAAAGCAGAUGUGAAUGACAACAAUCCGUUGGGAAAGUGGAUAGUGGAUAUAACAUCCAGCGUGGAGCAUUUGAAAGGAAUAUUAGGGAGUUGA
Molecule: messenger RNA, 861 nt
Organism: Acaulospora morrowiae
Lineage: Eukaryota; Fungi; Glomeromycota; Glomeromycetes; Diversisporales; Acaulosporaceae
Source: the annotation of a GenBank genome assembly